UAAUGACAACCCCGUGACAGGCCGACUAACAAAAUUGUCUGGAGUGUAUGUCGUAGAUGCAGUCAAUCUCUGCGGGAAGGUCCAAGUUUGUGUAUUUACAAAACAACGCUAGAAUCUAAUGUUUUAAUCACGCCUUCUGGACAAUCAGUGCACAAUGCAGAAGCUCGAGAGUUUCAUGAUCCUCGUCAGCAACCUGUCGGACGUGUAUAUUUUCACGGUAGUGACCAUGUUUUCAGUGGCGGCCGUGGCCAUUUAUUGCGCCAAAAUUAUGAAUAGGAAUUUAGCGAUAGCGGAUAAAUCCACAACUGGACCACGUAAAGGAAAGAAAAAAGACAAAAAUUCUGACACAGAAGAGGAUGAUGAUGAUGUAAACGAUGACAACAGCCAACGUGAGAAUGGUGAAUUAGAAGAUUUAAGCCGGGAUUUCGUGCGUGAAAUGAAAGCAGCAAAACUAAAACAAAUAGAAAAAACUCUUACUAAUGAGCAAAUAGAGGAAGAGAGAAGAAUUGAAAAUCAGCAAUUGGCUGCAAUAUUUGAAUUACUCAAAAAACAAGAGGAAGAAUUCAAUACGGCGGGAAUGGAUGAGACGGAAUUCAAACGACAAUUAAGUCUGUAUCGUUAAGUUUGAGAUUGUGAGAGCGUGCAGUGUGUAAGCGGAUUACUUAUGAGCUUUGUUAGAAAUCAACUAGAUUAAUUGUAAAAUAUUAAAUACUAUCUUCCUACCUGAUUCACGUUCUUCGAGUGAUAUUUCAAUCGAUUUAUUCGAUAGUUGGUAUUUUAUCCCUAAACUACAAACUUAAUUAUAAAGAAUGUUAUAUUUAGUUCGACGGUAAUUAUGAAGUACAUUAAAUCAAAUAUUU
Hermetia illucens (black soldier fly) is the source of this 860-nucleotide messenger RNA. Its product is annotated as matrix-remodeling-associated protein 7. Bases 155 to 622 code for a protein of 155 amino acids. Lineage: Eukaryota; Metazoa; Arthropoda; Insecta; Diptera; Stratiomyidae. The record is from RefSeq and is a predicted model, not a curated record. The transcript has 3 exons.